Messenger RNA from Trichophyton rubrum CBS 118892, 934 nucleotides. RefSeq lists its product as uncharacterized. The record is from RefSeq and is a predicted model, not a curated record. The transcript is spliced from 3 exons. Bases 284 to 793 code for a protein of 169 amino acids. Gene Ontology annotation, biological process: regulation of protein localization; endosome organization. Gene Ontology annotation, cellular component: BLOC-1 complex; endosome. NCBI's taxonomy places the organism in Eukaryota, Fungi, Ascomycota, Eurotiomycetes, Onygenales, Arthrodermataceae.
GCCAGGAGGGCCUCGAGGGGUAUAAAAGGGGCCUCCUCGUCCUCGUCUGGUCCUCCUCCUCCUUCUUCCUUAUUUUCUCGACCAUCGUCUUGCCCGUCUGCAUUGCCCUGCCUAGCAUUGACUGCCGUCUUGCCUCCUGUCCUGCUACAUACAUACUCCUACGUCUUCAUACUAGCACAGUAGUAGCCUUGCAUUGCAUACAUUGCUGCCCCUGAUACCCAGUAGCUAUACCCUCCUGCCUCUGCAUCCCUACUGUCCUCGCCAUCAAAACACUGCUGUCACAAUGGAGACUGCCAUGCGAGCCCACAAUGCCUCCUUUCCCAUCAACAUGCCGUCCAAGGCCCCCCAGAGCGCCAGCUACUACCCCGUCUCCCGCAUUGCCGGCUCUCCCCCUGAGGUUUCAGAUGUCAGCACCACCACCGGCAGCGCCAGCGGCGAAUACGACUCCUCGGCCGGCUACUCGGGCGUCGACGUUAUCGACACUCUCAACGACCGCAUGAGCAACGUCUUCGAUCCCUCCCGUCUCGACCAGGGCAUCGCUAAGCAGACCCAGCUCUCCGGUCAGCUCAACGCUAAACAGCGCGAGCUCCUCGAACUCCAGGCGCUCAUGCAACGCCGCGUCAAGGGCGCCAGAGCAAACUUCGCAGAGGGCAUCAAGGCCGCAAAGGAGACCAAGGCCGACCUCGAGUGGACCCAAAAACGGGUUAGUGCCAUGAAGGCAAAGGCCGAAUCGGCGCUUCCAAAGGAAUACCGCUCUGCAUCAAGCAAAUACGCUUAUCCUGAGGACUACUAAUCCUCACCCCCUGGAUAUCGAUAUCCCGUCCACUUUUAACGACCCUGCAAAGCUAACGACUUUCUUUUCUUUUUUUGGUGAAUUCCCCCAGGCAACGGAGUACCGGUUUCCUUGCUUUUUCUUCAGUUUUUCUCUGCUUCU